UCGAUGACUUCUGUGCAAAAGAUCUCUCGACGGGACACUACGUUUUGUAAAUCAAUCAUCUUUCGCUUCACAGACACGGACGAGAAGUUAGUAGUAACCCGAUCAUCCUACUACAAGUAGACUACGGUCUAUUGAUACUAACAAACCGUUGGAACAUAGACUUGGUUGUGCCAGUAUGUCAGCCUUCAUCGAGUCAUUCGACAUCGUUGCGACGUAUCGCAAAUUUCUGAAAGAUGAUCCGGCCAUGACUAUGCCAGUCGCUGCUAUCGAAGCGCUGGUCGUUCUGCUAAGCAAAACAAGCUUGUCUACUGCGUCAGAAUUAAUCGAUAUACUAGCAAAGGCAGUACAAGAGCUGAAAGGCGGUGUCAAAAACUCAAUCAGUUUAUCCGCGGGAUGUGAUAUGUUUCAACGUUUCGUGCUGAGAAAUAUCCAGGAAUACGGUGAUUGGGAAGCGUGCAAGCAGCACUUGGUUACGAAUGGUGGCUUGUUUUUAAAAAGAGCGAAGGAGUCGAGAUUCAAGAUUGCCGAACUCGGCCUGUCGUUUAUCAGAGACGAUGACACAAUUCUCAUCCACUCUCACUCUCGCGCGGUGACAGAACUACUGCUCCUAGCCGCUCGCCGCCACGUCAGAUUCAGCGUUUUCGUCACCGAAUCGAGACCUACGGGCGAAGGACGCGUCACUGCGAAAACACUACGCGAACACGGAAUCCCUGUUCGAGUGAUUGCCGACGGUGCGGUCGGCUACGUCAUUCAGAAAGUCGACAAGGUCUUUGUCGGUGCUGAAGGUGUAGCUGAGAGUGGUGGUAUAAUAAAUAGAAUCGGAACCUAUCAGAUUGCCGUUCUUGCUAAGGAUGCCAAUAAGCCAGUCUAUGUAGUCGUCGAGAGUCACAAAUUCGUCCGUCUAUUCCCUCUAUCCCCAUUCGACAUCCCCGACGACAACCCAGCCUCCACAACGUUCUCUACCGACCCAGACUUACCGGACGAAGACUACGAUGAGGUUUUGCACAACAGUCCGUUGCUCGAUUUCACGAGCGAUAAUCUGAUUACUGCGCUAAUCACGGAUAUCGGUGUAUUGACCUCCAACGGAGUUAGCGAGGAGUUGAUCAAAAUGUGGUAUGACUAGUUUUCUGAAUAUAAAAUAAAAGAACGAAUAUUUCCAGUACGCGUAUAUAGAUUACUUUCGUAAAUAAUCUGCUGUUUCAGGAUAAAAAAUGGGUAGUAUUACUGUAGGCUCAGCGUAAA
Myxozyma melibiosi is the source of this 1242-nucleotide messenger RNA. RefSeq lists its product as uncharacterized. Gene Ontology annotation, cellular component: eukaryotic translation initiation factor 2B complex. The record is from RefSeq and is a predicted model, not a curated record. Gene Ontology annotation, molecular function: guanyl-nucleotide exchange factor activity; translation initiation factor activity. The transcript has 6 exons. NCBI's taxonomy places the organism in Eukaryota, Fungi, Ascomycota, Lipomycetes, Lipomycetales, Lipomycetaceae. Gene Ontology annotation, biological process: translational initiation. The annotation marks the transcript as partial.